Messenger RNA from Ordospora colligata OC4, 516 nucleotides. RefSeq lists its product as uncharacterized. NCBI's taxonomy places the organism in Eukaryota, Fungi, Microsporidia, Ordosporidae. The transcript has a single exon. The record is from RefSeq and is a predicted model, not a curated record. The coding region runs from base 1 to 516 and encodes 171 amino acids.
AUGGUGAAUAAUAAUGGUGGAAACAAGGUAAGUGAGAUAAUUAAUGCGUUUACGAAUGGAGAUGAUAAACAAAAAGAUGUAGACCAAACAAGAUUGAUGGCAACCAUAACAACCGAAAUUUUCAUGGAAGUUUUGAAGCAUGAUAAAUUUGAAGAUAUAAAAAAGGUAUUUUUUAAGAAAUUCUUUGAGAUUGAUUCUGAAAAGAUUAUUGUAGACAUUAAUAAAGAGUGGAUUGAAUCAGAUAAAUAUAUAGAAAACGACAACUAUAAUGCACUAAAUAUUCUUUUUAAAUGUAUUGCAGAUCCUAAUCUUUAUUCUGAACUUAAACCUAAGUUUAAUAAGAUUUAUGAAUAUGGCAUCAAUAUCUUUGAUUCAUUUGUGGGUAAAGAAAUAGAAAGGUUGGAGAAAGAUAAAGAUGCUGAAAAUGUUGAAUCGAUAAUAAAUAAAGAUGCAUGGUGUAUUUUGUCUGUUGAAAAACAUAAAUUAAUUAAACAUAAUGUAAGUAAGACAUUGUGA